AUGGUUUCUGCCGGUUCUAUAACCGUCGCAGUCCGAGUGCGACCGCCUUCUUCAUGGGAGGCCGCUCGCAUGCCCGAACCAUGCUACGACUCUACCAUUCGGGGAGAUGCAACCUUGUCCGCGCCAGGAAGGCCGGUAUCAUCCAUGUCUUCAGUUCGCGACAUCGUUCAAGUCGUGGAUGACCGCAUACUCACUUUCGACCCCGCCGAACCAGACCAAGCAAAAGCGUUCGUCGAGCGUGGCUUUACACCGCCUGGAACGAAGCGAUACAAAGACAAGCGAUUUAUGUUCGAUCGUGUCUUUAGACAGGACGCGACUCAGCAGGAUGUGUAUGAUGCUACCGCCCGCCCUCUCUUGAAAAACUUGCUCGAUGGAUACAAUGCAACUGCAUUUGCUUAUGGGGCUACGGGCUGCGGCAAAACCCACACGAUUAGCGGCACAGAGGCGGACCCAGGCAUCAUCUAUUUGACCAUGGCUGACCUGUUCCAACGCAUCGAAGACCGCAAAGAUGAUUAUAGCGCACAGGUUAUUGUCACCUUCCUCGAAAUUUACAACGAGGAAAUCCGUGACCUCCUUUCCGAGCCGGGCACGCCGACACCUCGUGGGGGCCUACAGAUCCGAGAGGACAAAUCCGUCAAGGUUGUCGGGCUCACUGAACUCCAACCAAGAUCAGCGGAUGAGGUCAAGGAGAUCGUCUUGCUUGGAAACUCCCGGAGAACACAGUCCCCUACACACGCAAAUGAGACAUCCUCACGCUCGCACGCAGUCCUCCAGGUGCAUGUCACGCAGGCGCCACGGACAGCGUCUUUGACAGAAGAACGGUCCAUGGGCACACUUUCCAUUAUCGAUUUAGCCGGCAGCGAACGUGCAGCAGCCACGAGCAAUAUGGGCCAACGAAUGGUCGAAGGUGCCAAUAUCAACAAAUCGCUGCUCGCCUUGGGAAACUGUAUCAACGCCCUGUGCGAAAGCGGUGGCGUCGUUCGCCAUAUUCCUUACAGGAACAGCAAGCUGACGCGGCUGCUUAAAUUCUCACUGGGUGGAAAUUGCAAAACAGUGAUGAUUGUCUGCGUCGCCCCAACAUCUAUCCACUUUGACGACACACACAACACGCUAAUCUAUGCGGAACGCGCGACGAAGAUCAAAACACGCGUCGUCACCCGAAAUGUUGUCAACGUUGAUCGCCAUGUUGGACAGUAUGUCGAGGCCAUCAACCGGCUCAACAUCGAAGUCUCAGAGCUCAAGGCGAAGCUGGCUGGGAAACUUAACUCGGAGGCCGAUGUUGCACGGCGGAAGAGGAUAGAGGCUCAGGCCGAGAUUGAACGAGCGAAGAAUGACAUGCAAGUGCGCGCUGAGCAGACUCAGGCUUCGAUCCUUGACGGCGCGACCUGUGCAGGGAAAAUCUCUGCUGCCCAAAUCACGCUUCGCACAAUACGCACACGCCUGGACGAUCUCGACAGGCAAGCUUCUUUGCCCGGUGGCCUUUCUCCCGAUCUCCAAGCCGAAAUGGGUCUUCUAAAGGCGCUGGCGGCUCCCGAGGAGCAAGCCACGAGGAUCGAUAGUGCGCUGAACGUCCGCCUGCAGCGCUCAACCAAUUCCGGCAGUAUGUUCGACGCCAUGCUGCGUGCCGUGAAAGAACGACGGUCAGACAGGCUUGAUGCCACGGGUGUCGAUAAUGUCAAGCUCGACGCCGAGUGUCGCAAGGCAGAGAUGGAGCGAGUCAAGGCGGAGGCAGAGAGGGAUGCAGUGAAGGACGCUAUGAAAACACAAGGAGAGAUGCUCGUGCAUCUGCUUGGCAUGGUCGGACGAUACACUGUCGUUAUUGGCGAUGCUAGUCGGUCAUUAAGAACCGCACUGGAAGUAGGCAGAGAUGGCUUGGACGGCACAAUCCGUGCUGUGGCGGCAUCGUUGAAGAACCUCUCAGACAGCAACGACAUGGACUUCCAGUCUCUUGUGGGGCAUGCGAUUGCGAGCUAUGCUGUCAACCCUGGCGAUAUGUCUAUGCUGGAAAGUUUCAAGGGUCACAAGUUGAUAGGCAGGGCUUCUUCCGGCCCCGUCUUGCCACAGCAGCCAGCUGUGCCCAUUUCUAGACGUGCAUCAUCUUAUGGGGCUCUCGGUAUGGGAUCGCCUACACGCAAAGGCCACAUCAGAUCUCCGCGUAAAUCGCUGAGAAACAGCCUAUCGGGGGCAAACUUCCCCUACCGUCGACCAGCAGAUAAAGGAAAGGAGAAAAAGAAGGGCGUGCAAUGGAAGGAUGAAGCUGGACAGGGUGAGCUGGAUGACGGAGGAGAAGCGAAGCCAGCGUCGGCGGCCAUCCCAAGCAGCUCAAAGUUUCCGGUUCCGGUCAAGCCAAGCCCAGACGACAGUGGCCUUUUCUCAGCUGCGCAGCGGAAUCCAGGAUCGGAAAGCGAGUGGGAGGAUGAGAAAACAGAGGACAGCGUGAACUUCAGCUUCACCCUGCCCCCACGCGACCUCCCGCCUUCUUGUGCAGGCUCGUCAAGGAUCCGGCGGUCGAGCAGACUCGAACCUAGCUUCCUGACAUCUCGUGGUGCGUCGAAAUUGGGGAGCCUAGCAGAGGGUGAUGAGAACGGAGAGGUCUCCUCGGCGGCCUCCCGACACACCGUGCCACUCUCAGAUCGCAGCCUCAACUCUUUGCUAUCAAAUCAAUCAAUGGAUAGCGCGGAGACCAUUGGUACGGGGGGCAAGCUCCACGUGCCGAAGGGCGCGUACGAGCGAAAUACGAUGGCGAGUCCGCGCCGUGGGCCACCAACGCCACGUGCGGUGGGAUCAACGCUGAAAUCCUCGCGACGACGGUCAAACAUUGGGCCCAUGCGAAGCGAGAAAGGGCGUCGACGCUCAAGUCUGAUCCCACAGCUGUCGCCGAAGUCGCGAGAAGGUACCUCUGCU
This is a messenger RNA of Heterobasidion irregulare TC 32-1, 2904 nucleotides long. RefSeq lists its product as uncharacterized. NCBI's taxonomy places the organism in Eukaryota, Fungi, Basidiomycota, Agaricomycetes, Russulales, Bondarzewiaceae. Gene Ontology annotation, molecular function: microtubule binding; microtubule motor activity; ATP binding. Gene Ontology annotation, biological process: microtubule-based movement. The record is from RefSeq and is a predicted model, not a curated record. The annotation marks the transcript as partial. The transcript has 3 exons.